UAUACUUAUAGAUCUAGUUAAGUUACUUCUGUUUUAGCGAACUUAGACUUAGUCAAGUGAUAAGUCUCAUCUUUUUUGAAGUAACGUCUGUAAUACUGUAUUUUAUAAUAACUAUAACUUCCCAUCGCUUUUGCUGCCUCUUCUUCUUUUUCCUAGUACUCUUCCCUAAAGGAAGGUCUUUACGAGCCUUGAGGACAUUCCUCCUUGGGAUGUGGCCAUAGAGUUUAAGUUUGUGUUUUUUGACAGUGGUUAGCAGCUCAUCCAUUGCUAAGAUCCUCUUCUCGAGAUCUGCAGUCAGCGUCCAAAUUCACAAGCAUAUAAGAAUGAGACAGUGGCCAGAUGUUUGAGCAAGUCGAAGUAAAGUGUCAUAUUUUAACAAACAGUCAGAAUGAAUAGAAGAAAACGAUUUUCCAAUCCUUCAGAAGAAUGUUCUCCACGUACUAGAAGAAAUUCCAGAGCAGGUCAGAGCUUAAAGACAGCCACAAAGAGAUUGCCAGCGAGAGCCUGCAGAAGGUCAACUAACAGAGAAAAAACAACUUCUGUAGAUGACACUGAGAUUAUCGAUUGUGAUAAUUCUGUCAGCAGUUUAGACAGCAGCGUCUACAUUUGUUCAGACGAUCAACCUGUCACAGUGCCAGAGGAUGGAGACACACCGUUGAGAAUCGGCGUUCUGCCACCUAUUGAAGAUCAACAGUGCUCAACAGACAUUUUAACAAAGUCACACAAUACAGACGUUUCUACGGAGCCGAAAAAGACAGCGCGGCGUGGCCUGGCUAAAAAGCGUUUAGAUUCAUCUUCCAAUGUUGAUCAAAGUAUUUCCCACAAUGCAUCUGUAUAUUCACAAUGUGUUGCAAAAAACUUUAAGAUGUCUCUUCAGAGUCUUGAUUUGUCAAAAGAGGCUGUGAAACUUGAGUCUGUUCCUUCAAGUAGAACUACUGAAACAGAAAAUAGAUCAACAACCAAAAGAAAGGUAAAAAAGAAACCUGCUAGAGAGUCCUCAGAGUCAUCCGAUGUCAGUGAAGACUCUGAAAGAAGCACUGCUAAUGAUUGCCCAGAAACAAGCUUAAAUGUCAGGUCGCCAACUCCUCCGCCAAGUGCUAAAAAACCCCAGAAAACCAAACGAAUCAAUAAGAAACUUUCCAAAGCUCUAGACGCACUAAGCCAGGUGAAGGGCGUCCUGAAUAAAACACCUAGAAACAAAAGCCGUAGGAAGAAGAUAAGCUUGGAGAGUGAUGUAGUGUUACUGUAUGAGGAAAUGAUGGAAGACAUAUUGGUCAAAGUUCGCUACUUGUCUGCUGUACACAAGUUCAGGAUGAAUAUGACUGAAACUUUCAAAUCACUCAUCACCAAAGUGAGUCAAGAAAUCAAAGAAGAUGAACACAAUAUAACUCUGUAUCUUAAUGAUCAAAAACUGAAGCCUUCUGAUAGUCUGAGGUCUGUUGGACUGACUGUGGCAGAUAUUAUAGAAUGUCACUGCUUAAAGUGUGAGCAGGACGAGAUGGACAGCUCUGAUGUCAUCAACUUGGUGAUUCGCAUGAGUAACAAAUCCAAAACCACAAUACUGGCAAACAAGCGCCGGCCACUGCAAGAUGUCAUCAACAAAUUUGCUGAAAUGAAAGGACUUGAUCAUUCUUCACUUGUAUUCUCUUUUGAUGGGGAAGAGAUGGAUCCUAUGGAAACUCCUUUUGGUCUGGACAUGGAGUCUGAUGAUUGCAUUGACGUCUCCUAGCAACUGUCAAGACUUGUCCUAGUAGAAAUACUUGUAUAUACUCAUUUUCAAAAUUAGUAUUUACCCUACCAUUUUUUAUCAGUGGAUGUCCAUUAAUGGGCCACCAAGAUUAUCAUUUGUGACAGUUUAUAUUUAUUUCAUGUUGCAAAAAUUUUUUAAAAUUGAUUUAUUAAACUGUAUAUCUACCUUGUCACUCACA
This is a messenger RNA of Biomphalaria glabrata, 1928 nucleotides long. Its product is annotated as NFATC2-interacting protein-like. The record is from RefSeq and is a predicted model, not a curated record. Gene Ontology annotation, molecular function: protein binding. Gene Ontology annotation, biological process: cytokine production; positive regulation of transcription by RNA polymerase II. Bases 389 to 1729 code for a protein of 446 amino acids. Lineage: Eukaryota; Metazoa; Mollusca; Gastropoda; Planorbidae. The transcript has 8 exons.